AUGAAGAUCACCUACAUCAUCGCCGCCUCCGUAGCUGCCGUAGCUGCUUCGCCAGUCGCCAAAGACCACACGCAGGAGAAGCGAGCCGCGUGUUUCCCUUUCCAAAACAUCAACGGCUGCACAAUCAACUGUGGCAUCGACUCCUACGGUGGCGAUUUCUACAAUUCUUUCGCCAAGGAUCUACCCGAAUGCGCUGCCAGGUGCAAGCAGGCUUCCCAAUGUGUCGGAUUCUCAUACGUGGGAACUGAGUGCUACAUGAAAGGCUCGCUGGGUGUCCCGAACCCUGACCUGCGAGUUAUCCUUGGCAUCUGUCCCAAGUAG
Molecule: messenger RNA, 321 nt
Organism: Ramularia collo-cygni
Lineage: Eukaryota; Fungi; Ascomycota; Dothideomycetes; Mycosphaerellales; Mycosphaerellaceae
Exons: 1
Coding region: 1-321 (106 amino acids)
Biological process (GO): proteolysis
Cellular component (GO): extracellular region
Molecular function (GO): protein binding
Source: RefSeq, a predicted model, not a curated record